Messenger RNA from Schistosoma margrebowiei, 1233 nucleotides. Lineage: Eukaryota; Metazoa; Platyhelminthes; Trematoda; Strigeidida; Schistosomatidae. The record is from the annotation of a GenBank genome assembly.
AUGCAGACACCCCGUGAAGACCAUAUAAAUAUAUCAUCAUCAUCAUCAUCAUCAUCAUCAUCAUCAUCAUCAUCAUCAUCAUCAUCAUCAUCAUCAUCAUCAUCAUCAUCAUCAUCAUCAUCAUCAUCAUCAUCAUCAUCAUCAUCAUCAUCAUCAUCAUCAUCAUCAUCAUCAUCAUCAUCAUCAUCAUCAUCAUCAUCAUCAUCAUCAUCAUCAUCAUCAUCAUCAUCAUCAUCAUCAUCAUCAUCAUCAUCAUCAUCAUCAUCAUCAUCAUCAUCAUCAUCAUCAUCAUCAUCAUCAUCAUCAUCAUCAUCAUCAUCAUCAUCAUCAUCAUCAUCAUCAUCAUCAUCAUCAUCAUCAUCAUCAUCAUCAUCAUCAUCAUCAUCAUCAUCAUCAUCAUCAUCAUCAUCAUCAUCAUCAUCAUCAUCAUCAUCAUCAUCAUCAUCAUCAUCAUCAUCAUCAUCAUCAUCAUCAUCAUCAUCAUCAUCAUCAUCAUCAUCAUCAUCAUCAUCAUCAUCAUCAUCAUCAUCAUCAUCAUCAUCAUCAUCAUCAUCAUCAUCAUCAUCAUCAUCAUCAUCAUCAUCAUCAUCAUCAUCAUCAUCAUCAUCAUCAUCAUCAUCAUCAUCAUCAUCAUCAUCAUCAUCAUCAUCAUCAUCAUCAUCAUCAUCAUCAUCAUCAUCAUCAUCAUCAUCAUCAUCAUCAUCAUCAUCAUCAUCAUCAUCAUCAUCAUCAUCAUCAUCAUCAUCAUCAUCAUCAUCAUCAUCAUCAUCAUCAUCAUCAUCAUCAUCAUCAUCAUCAUCAUCAUCAUCAUCAUCAUCAUCAUCAUCAUCAUCAUCAUCAUCAUCAUCAUCAUCAUCAUCAUCAUCAUCAUCAUCAUCAUCAUCAUCAUCAUCAUCAUCAUCAUCAUCAUCAUCAUCAUCAUCAUCAUCAUCAUCAUCAUCAUCAUCAUCAUCAUCAUCAUCAUCAUCAUCAUCAUCAUCAUCAUCAUCAUCAUCAUCAUCAUCAUCAUCAUCAUCAUCAUCAUCAUCAUCAUCAUCAUCAUCAUCAUCAUCAUCAUCAUCAUCAUCAUCAUCAUCAUCAUCAUCAUCAUCAUCAUCAUCAUCAUCAUCAUCAUCAUCAUCAUCAUCAUCAUCAUCAUCAUCAUCAUCAUCAUCAUCAUCAUCAUCAUCAUCAUCUUCACAGUAUCAUCGUUUUGCAUAUAUGAAAGCGUCUAGAUUACUAAAGGCAGAUUAA